AAAUUCGAAGGAAUUAGAAACAGGUCAGAGGUGAAGAGACUCAGCUGGGGUCAAACUCACAGAAACCAAACAAGUCUCUCCUGAUGCGUUCCGCUGGAGUAGGAAGCGCAAGCCCAGCGUGGUAACAAGGAGACUAGUAGGAAACAGACGAGCAUCUUCAAUUGAAGGGGAAGAGGAAGAGUUCUAUUUGCAAUAGCUUUAUUAACUGCAAAGCUCACCUUUAAAACUAAGCCACAACCUUAAAGCAGCUCUCUUUAUUUGCCUGAACAAUGAGCUCCUAAGUCUUUUGUGCUCUUUGUUCAGAAGGUUUGUUGUUUUUUUAACACGCAUUGUAACAUUUCUUUUAAGGAUUGCCUGCCAAAAGCGAAUUCCCUAAGGAAAACCAGACCAAGAAAGUAGUGACCAAUCCUUUUCGGAUUAUUGUCAGAAGGCUCCUCCCAGCCCCUUCAAUUUGCAUAAAAAAAUCCAGAAAACUCUUGUUUGCCCAGCAUCUUGAUCAGUUUGUCCACCGCUGUCUAACAGUCAGAGCCCGAGCCUCCUGGAAAGCUGCAUGUAGCCUAAGGGGAGCUGAGAGUUUCUCUCUCUCUGGGCUACAGCCUGUUUUCUACCUUUGUAAGAAACUGGAAGCCUCGCUGGGGCGUUUUUUUCACCCCCGUUUUAGAGUGUGAGUCACCAACCAUGUACCAGGGAUACUGGUCUCUGUUCCUGAUUUGUAUCGCCUCCCACUGCAUAGGGUCCGUCAAAGGGCUCUUUAUUUUUGGACAGCCCGAGUUCUCAUACAAGAGGUCCAACUGCAAACCUAUCCCCGCCUCCCUGUUGUUGUGCCGCGGUAUCGAGUACCCAAACAUGAGGCUGCCCAAUCUGCUAGGGCAUGAAACUAUCCAGGAGGUUCUGGAGCAGGCUGGCGCCUGGAUCCCUCUAGUUCAGAAGCAGUGCCACCCGGACACCAGAAAGUUCCUGUGCUCGCUCUUCGCGCCCGUCUGCAUUGAUGACCUGGAUGAGACCAUUCAGCCUUGCCAUUCGCUCUGUGAGCAGGUGAAGGACAGUUGCGCCCCAGUUAUGUCUGCCUUCGGCUUCCCCUGGCCUGAUAUGCUGGAUUGCAGCCGCUUUCCCCAGGACAACGACCUAUGCAUCCCCCCGGCUAGCAGCGACCACGUCCUCCCUACCGCCAGAGAAGCACCAAAGGUCUGUGAUGCCUGCAAAAACAAGAACGAAGAUGAUAACGACAUCGUGGAAAACCUUUGCAAAAAUGACUUUGCCCUGAAGAUAAAAGUGAAGGAGAUCACAUACAUCAAUGGGGACACCAAGAUCACCCCCGAAACAAAGAGCAAAACCAUCUACAAGCUGAAUGGGGUGACGGAAAGGGAGCUGAGGAAGACAGUGCUCUGGCUCAAAGGUGGCCUGCAGUGUACCUGUGAUGAGAUGAAUGACAUAAAUGCACCCUAUUUAGUGAUGGGACAAAGGCAGGCCGGGGAGCUGGUGAUCACCUCUGUGAAGCGGUGGCAGAAAGGGCAGCGGGCGUUCAAACGAUUCUCCCGCAGCAUCCGCAAACUGCAAUGCUAAUCACUUCUACUCUAGUCACUUUCACCUUACUCACUUACACCAGCUGCCCCAGUUCUGAGCUCUUCAAGCCUCUUGCACCUUCUUGUUUCAGCCUUUCUGAACCACAAGAUAUAGCAGGCAUGGGAGACGAUGGCUGUUUAAAACGAAGAGGAGAGGAAAACCCUCCCCUUCAAAUUUUGUAA
Messenger RNA from Mauremys reevesii (Reeves's turtle), 1745 nucleotides. It is a transcript of the gene SFRP2, whose product is annotated as secreted frizzled related protein 2. Gene Ontology annotation, biological process: canonical Wnt signaling pathway; non-canonical Wnt signaling pathway; negative regulation of canonical Wnt signaling pathway. NCBI's taxonomy places the organism in Eukaryota, Metazoa, Chordata, Testudines, Geoemydidae. Gene Ontology annotation, molecular function: Wnt-protein binding. The transcript has 3 exons. The record is from RefSeq and is a predicted model, not a curated record. The coding region runs from base 679 to 1563 and encodes 294 amino acids.